Messenger RNA from Mauremys mutica (yellowpond turtle), 3771 nucleotides. RefSeq names its product retention in endoplasmic reticulum sorting receptor 1 (gene RER1). The record is from RefSeq and is a predicted model, not a curated record. The transcript is spliced from 7 exons. Lineage: Eukaryota; Metazoa; Chordata; Testudines; Geoemydidae. The coding region runs from base 138 to 728 and encodes 196 amino acids. Gene Ontology annotation, cellular component: Golgi membrane. Gene Ontology annotation, biological process: retrograde vesicle-mediated transport, Golgi to endoplasmic reticulum; protein retention in ER lumen.
AGCCACGCCCCCUUGCCCCGGAAGCGGAAACAGUUGGCGUUGACCCUUCCGCCAUAUUGGAUGCUGUGGUGGAGGGUGGGGGGGGAAGGCGGAAGGAGACACCUGGCACCGGCUGCAGCGGCUCCGGCACCCCAACAAUGUCCGAAGGGGACAGUAUUGGAGAGUCUGUUCAUGGCAAAUCUUCUGUGGUGUAUAGAUUUUUCACAAGACUUGGACAGAUCUACCAAUCCUGGUUAGAUAAAUCUACUCCAUAUACAGCAGUACGAUGGGUUGUAACUCUGGGUCUGAGUUUUAUCUACAUGAUUAGAGUUUAUCUACUACAGGGUUGGUACAUCGUGACGUAUGCCUUGGGAAUCUACCACCUAAAUCUCUUCAUAGCUUUCUUGUCGCCAAAGGUAGAUCCCUCUCUAAUGGAAGACUCAGAUGAUGGUCCUUCAUUACCCACAAAACAAAAUGAGGAAUUUCGACCCUUCAUUAGAAGGCUGCCAGAGUUUAAAUUCUGGCAUUCUGCUACUAAAGGCAUCCUUGUUGCAAUGGUAUGUACAUUCUUUGAGGCGUUCAACGUUCCGGUAUUCUGGCCAAUCCUUGUGAUGUACUUCAUUAUGCUAUUCUGUAUCACUAUGAAGAGACAAAUCAAGCAUAUGGUAAAGUACAGGUAUAUACCGUUCACACAUGGCAAGAGGAAAUACAAAGGGAAGGAAGACAUGGGAAAGACCUUCGCUAGCUAGAAGUUGAAUUGAGCCUGUUGACUGACUCUACAUAUAACUACAAGAACGGUUUUGAGCCAUUGUAACAAUGCCUUUUUUCUUCAUAUAAAGUAAUUAAGAGGGUGGUGACAAAGCAGUUGAAUUUUCAUUUUAAGAGGAUGUUUCUAUUUUUUGUCUGAAAUAUCAGUUUCUUGAAGAAACUGGCAUUCUAACCAAAUUGCAUUGGGUUAAUUUAUCUUUGAUAAGUUGGAGAGUCUUCGGUAUCCCAUUGAUUUGGGAUCAUGUGUUGCUUUCAAGGUCCACUGUAAUCAUUGGGGAGGCUAAUGGUUACAAUUAGGUUUUUUUACAUAGUGUUCCUGCCCAGUAUGACCCUGAAAUGCUGUGCACAUAUGUGGAGAAAAAUAGUAAGUUGGCACACGUGAUGCUGUUGUCUGCUUCAUAAUUGUGUGCUAAGUUCAUACACGGGUCUGAUAGGCCUUAAUAUAUGCAGAAUUUCAGCCAACAAGGUACAUGCAUGGUAUCGCUGGAGUGUAACCAAGUUAGUAAAGAGUAGAUGGGUUUUUUUAACAAAAAUCUUAAAUUCUGUUUUUUGCAGAAAGGAAAUAAAGAUUACUAUAGCUCAUAAGGAAACUCAUUUGUGUUAGGUUCUUAUGCCAGUUUCGCCAUUGCAUCUCAUGGCAGAUGCUGAAAGUGGGCUCAUUCAUAAUGACUCAAAACUUUGUUCUUAAACUAUCAUGAUUUCUUUUGAGGGCCUGGAAUUAUAAAUAUAUAUAUUUUAAUUGUUAUUAGUUGGAGAAUAUUUUGACUUGUUUCUUUGAUACUUAAGGUUUUUUUUGAUUAACUUAAGUUUGCUUCAUGCAGCCCCUUAAGAACACACCCAAACUGGCCAUAGCAGACAAACGUUGUGGAUUUUAACAGCUUUUCAUUUUCUAUGAAAAAUAUAGAAAUAAAUGACCUGCAUGUAAACUUUUUGAUGUGAUACAGCUACAAACAAUUUUAUUAAGUGACUUUUUAAUUCCAAACUUUAUUAAAAGACAGUUGUCCCCCUUUCUUGUUUUAGUCAUCUUUACAUGAAAUAUAUUGGGCUAAUAUUUAUAGAUCUGACAUUUUAAAUGGUGUCAACGCUUACAUUUUCCUCUUUUUAUUCAAGUAACACAUUUACUUAGUUCGUAAGAGUUUAUUCAGUUGAAUUAUAUUUCAGGUGCUAGGAUGAGACGAGUCCUUUGAAUGCACUACGUAGUGUAGCGGCAGCUUCAAUAGAUUCUUGCUAUGAAACACAUACAAAGGAACCCUUGUUGUUUGCUUGUGCAGAAUGAGAGCCAAUAGGAAACCCUGUACACCAUUAAUUAGAUUCAGCCUGCUGUAAUCUUGAAAAAUGUCCUAUGGUUCUUUAACUAGCAUUGUGGAAAACAGUGUGUUUUUUUUUAUAAAGUAAACUUGUUCAAUCUAAAGUUUCAUGCAAACGUGAUUGAAAAAUACCAUAUAACCAUAAGCCCUUAUCAAAUGCCAAUCAUGAACACUGUUGCUGCCAAGAAAAACUAAAAGCCCUGAGUUUAAGAAACUGCCUUACAAUUUGCUGUCAGUUUUUGUAGUUUCACUUAUGACUGUGCCUGCAAAUCAGGGAGAUAUGUAAAAAUAGUAAUUAUCUUUGUAUUCAUUUACCUACAGAAUUAUUGGAGGCACAAAAUAAGUGGCUGGUUGACUCCCUUUCAACAUCAAACCUUAAAGGUGAAUUAGAGACUUAUCUAUUAAAAUUGUAAAAAAGGAACAUACUUGUAAUUGCAGAUUUGAAAUAUAGUUCCUUUGCUCAGCUGCUGUUUUUCUGUCAGUGGCAGCUCAAGAUCAAUACCUUUUUCUUUACUGUUGUAGGUGGGAGUGGCUUGCCCCCUAUGCGGUGAGAUUUUAACGAUGUUCAAAUAAUACUUAGUAUCCCAUGCCCAGGCACGAACAAGUCUAGAACAUGGUUUCUCUUAAAAAUAACAAACACACCACCUGUGCAGUGGUUGAGUGAACUGUUCUAAACUGUUUAAGCAGGCAUCUUCUUAAACCACUUCUAAAUGUUUUCUUAGUGUUAAGUUAUAUGCCUUCAUCAAUUAUGGCCGAAGAAACCUAGAUCUUGACAGAUUCAAGAAUAACUUUCUAGUGCAGAUUGCAACUGCCUUCUUUCUUGGCAGCAUUAUCCAAGUUCUACCAUCAGUAAUAGCUUGCUACAUGUUUCUAUGUGUAAUUAAAUGUGUUGACAAUGAUCUCUAAAGCUGCAUAUGCCUUGAGUUCUGGCUCAGGCCACCUUUCUCCCUUUGCUGUAUUGACAGUUAAGUUCAGGUGAGGUUUUCCUAGGAAGCCUUUGAUAUGAAAGGUGGGAGGGUAGGGACAGUGUAUUUCACGUCUCUCACUUAUCCAGCAGAGUUAAGUGUCCUGUUCUUCUGCAUAUAGCAGUACCUAUCUCUUCUUUCAGGCUUUCUGUGUAUGUGAGGGGAAGGAACCUAACUGUGUGGGAGUUUGUAGGGAGAGGUUGUCCACAACUCUUGCUAUAUGUUGCCUAUAUGGCCAGGACCUCUGCAGUAUAAUUAUUUUAACAGAAGUGCUCUUAACUUAGUAUGGAUUCAGGAUCUAAUAAGGUAUUUUCCAAGGCUUUUUUUUAACCUUUAGAAGCUUCAGUGAAAAGCUUAUUUUUAAGUAGUUUGUUAUGCAUGUCAAAGACUUGAUGAAUUCUGGAUUUUUUCCCUCAGAGCAUGUGAAUAGCAAUCUGAGUUGUACCUUUAGCUAUCAUGCAAGAGCAGAAAGAUGAACCACAACGUUUGAUUGUUUUUCCUCCCAAACACUUUGCUUUUUGGAUAAUUGAAUCACUAAUGAUUUCUCGAAAAAAAUCUUAAGCAGUGAUGCUUUUGUAAACAUCCCUCUUCGUUUGCGCUGUAAAAUGUGUAAUCAGCAAAGUUGAUAGUGCCUAUUGCCAAAAGGUUCUGGGUAGGAGUGUGAUGUUUACUAAUCUUGUAUUUUGGACAAUGGAAGAUACCACUGCAGUCUGUAUAUAUAAUGAAUUAAUAUAAAUUCUUCAUGAUUAUUA